CGACUCGACUCUCGACUAACUAUUCUAAAAAUAGACGACUAAUACUACAAUAUAAGAGCUUUUAAAACUUUGUAUAUGAUGAUUUGUUCGCUGUGAUUUGAUUUACUAAAAGGUGAACAUAGAAUCUGAAGACCGUUCGUAAUGAGACGUUCAGACAUGCAAACAAUUAUUCUGUGGUGCCUUGUAUUACCAGCAUUAGCACCCGACCCUUCAACGGUAGAUAAUUUACAGCCUACCACACCUGGAGCAGAACCUGAUAACAGUUAUUCAGUUACCACAAACGAUACAAACAGCCUCAAUACAGCCGUUGAUAAUACGUUUGACUACGUAUUACGGAUCAAAAGACCAAAAGGAAUAGAAGAGAUAAAAAUAAAGACCGAUAUUGUGCCACUAACGCAAAAGACCCUUUUUUAUUGGACGCUUGAUGAGAUUAUCCAAUACUUUCCAGUGGUACAACUUAUAGAAUGUAAUAGCCAAUGUAUUGAAGAAACCAAUAUUCCUCUAGAAAAGCUAGAAAUGGGUCUGAUGCGUCGCAACGGUUUUGAGUGUCAGCCUUGUUAUUGUGAUGAUUCAUGUCAUGUGAGCGGUGAUUGUUGCACUCUUGUGGCACAUACCCGACCUGUACAAGACAAAUUUCAGUGCAUAGAUAGAAUUAAUCAGACAAAAAUGGAAAGGGUCGUUUUCACAAAGAUGUCUUGUGCGGAUAAUUAUUCUGAUAUGGGAGUGCGAGAAUUAUGCGAAAUGCCACCUAGUGGUUGUGGUAUGUUGCCCGUGACAUCACAAAGUGGAAUAACGUAUUUGAAUAAAUAUUGUGCAAUUUGUAACUAUGAGAAUAAAUAUAAGAAAUGGGAAUUGGAUAUGAGAGGAGAAAACAUGCAAUUGAGUAGCCGUGUACUAGAAUUGUUUUCAUGUGAAAAUGACAUAUACAUAAAGCAGUCUUCAUUUGAUCAACAGAUGGAAACUAUAAGAGAAUGUGAUCGAAAUAUGAUUCGAACAUGCAAAAUAAAUUCCCCCAAAAUACUAGAAACAAACUGUCAACGACACUAUGGUCCAAUUUAUCGUCCAGAUGUUGGGGCGUUUAAAAAUGUUUUCUGUUAUAUGUGUAAUAGAGGAGAAUAUGGACGGGUGGCGAACACUGAAUUUAGUGGCGUCAUAUUUACAGUAUACACAGUGUCAUACCCUAAUUUACCAGAUUUAUUUCAUCGUGUUUAUACUUCAAGUGUGGCUGGAAUGUGUAAUUCUUCUUCUGUGGGCUGGUUUCAUCCAUAUCAGAGAAGGUGCUAUAAAAUUGAUUGUGCACCACAGCUCCAAUUACAAAAUGGCGAAUGUCUUCCCAGACAAGACGAUUUUAGGACGGUGUACCAUAUCCUGUUUACAAUAGACGACGUCUUCUACAUGGCACAAAUGGAUCUUCUAGCAAAUAAAAUACAAGAGGAUUUGCAGACAUUAAGAAUUACCACGUAUGCAACAUAUGUUGGAAUUCUAGAUUAUUCAAAUAACGCAUUUAUCCAUGUAUACUUUUUCUUAGAAAAAUCGCGAUUCAGAAACCUAACAAAAAUUUUAUCUUUCAUUAAAGAUAAUUGGAAAUUUGGCGAACAAGUGACACAUGAUUCGACAGUAUCACACAGUCGGAACAUAUCACAUGAAAUCGUUUCUGAUGAUGUGUUAUUAACCUGCUGUAAAAAAGACAAGAUUGCCUAUUUUAAUCGCUCAAGGACACAUAUUGUUGAGCUCAAUGAGCAAUACCUCUGUCCGCACAUUGUACAAGACUAUUUAGAAUUUAAAGUCGGACUGAAUGGCAGUUUAACAUUAUACAACACGAGUUUAAGAUUAAAUAAAGGGGACUAUUACAUGGAUCAGCAAAACAGCGUAACGAUCUGUAUACAGACAAUCAAUGAUAAAUGGAAAUCUAGUUUGGAACAGGAAAAUGGCAUAUUCUUCAGGUUACGAAUAGGCUUUUUGGUCCUGUCAUUACUUUCUCUAUUUCUAACGUUUCUGACAUACUGCACGUUCCCGAUUCUGAGGACAUCGGCCUCAAAAAACAAUAUGGCGCUCGUUGUAUGUCUAUUUCUGGCGCAACUGUUUUUGCUGAUCGGAAGCUUUCAGGCGACCAAUGAUAUUAUUUGUAAAAUAUUGGGUAUGCUAAUUCUUUAUUCAUGGUUGUCCGUUGUCUUUUGGAUGAAUGUUUGUUCGUAUCACAUGUUUUCUGUUUUCCGAUUAUCAACUGUGUCGAGAAUACCAAGUUCCGCCAAACGAUUCAUCAAAUAUACAUUAUAUGCUAAUGGCCUACCCUUGAUUAUUAUGGUUGUUUUGGUGUUUGGGUGGGCUUUGGCGAGUAAUGGUUUUCUUGAUUAUGAUGGGCGGCUAUGUUACUUAGAAACGCCCUUUGCAGUGGGGAUUGGUUUUUAUUUGCCACUUUUUUUAGUAAUUAUUUGUAACUUUAUUUUCCUAUCACUGACAAUAAUAUCGAUAAAUAAGACCUCUAAUAAUGCCAGACUUGUUGGUAACGAUCGACAGCAUAUCAUGGUAUACCUAAAACUAUCGACACUAACCGGCAUCUUCUGGACGGUCGAUAUUUUAUCAAAGGUUUUCUUACAUGAUAUCUUGAGCGUCUUAUCCACAAUUUUAAACUAUGGUCAAGGUAUUUUUAUCUUCCUGUCUUAUAUGGUAAAUCGACGAGUUGCUAACAUGUGGCUUGGUCUGUGUGGUAAACAACUCCCCUUUAGUAGUCCUGAAUCACCGAAGGCAAGCAGCGAUUCAAAACAAGAUAAAAAACAACCCAGCACUGAGGAAGUGGAAUUGAAGUAAUUUAAUUAACGAAAUUCUCGAACUGUUGGUAUUUUGUAAAUAAGGCCAAAAAAAAAAUCUUAUAUGCGUAUUCUGAUUAAGAUUUACAUGUCGCUUCGACUCGUUUUAAUGGUAUGUCAACAUUGAAAUAUGUACCACAUUUAGAACUGUAUAAUAAUACACCUAGAUUCAGAUUUGUAUAUUAAUACUGUCGAGUAGGAAUAUUUGCAUAUUCCAUUUUCCCCUCUUUACGCCAAUAUCUUAUGUUAUUCCACUGUUUUACGCAUUGUUAUAAUUUACUUAUAUAUUACUAAUUCGGAUCCUUUAGAACCUCUUUACUUAUUCAAUGCCAAGGUCAUGUCGAUGAUGCAUGUUUAUAUUCGAUUAACCAGACACUUUGUAUCUAUGAUUUGUGUUGCUUGAUAAUUAGGCACUAGGAGAUCGAGAUUAAAGAUGGCGUCUUAAAGAUUGAUGGUAUUUUGUUCUUCCUAUAUAACCCAGUUGUGGCCCCCCCGCUACACCCCCAGGAAAUGGGGUAGCCGCAACAAUACGCAUAUUUAAACCUGCAUAAUUAUACGCCCAUAUCUGAAUCCGUUACGCCCACUUUUAGAGCUGUAUAAUAAUACAUUUUAAUCUGUAUAACAAUACGCUCACAUUUUAAUCUCUAUUAUGACAAGCCCACAU
Molecule: messenger RNA, 3471 nt
Organism: Patella vulgata (common limpet)
Lineage: Eukaryota; Metazoa; Mollusca; Gastropoda; Patellidae
Exons: 3
Coding region: 142-2808 (888 amino acids)
Biological process (GO): G protein-coupled receptor signaling pathway; cell surface receptor signaling pathway
Cellular component (GO): membrane
Molecular function (GO): G protein-coupled receptor activity
Source: RefSeq, a predicted model, not a curated record